UAGAGACAUUCAACAUGAUCAACCCCUGCAAGAUCCGUUCGUACAAAUCUGGCCAUCUUCUUGAUGAAACUUCGGGGAGGGGACUCGAACCGCAUUCUCUCUACAUUGUUUAAUAUUUCCAAAUCCAGUGUUCACAGAAGCAUAAAGUCAAUCAGAACAUCUUUGAUGAAUGGCAGAUUUGUUAAAGAAAAUCUUGGAUUUGGUCAUAUCACAAGAGAAACGGUCAUCCAACAACAUAUUCGACCACUGGCCCAGACUCUUUUUGGUGAUGCAGCAACCCAGCAGGCCAUACUAGUCCUAGACGGAACAUACAUCUACAUCAAUAAGAGUGGUAACUUUAAGUUUCAGAGACAAUCAUUUAGUUUACACAAAGGCAGGCCCUUAGUCAAACCACUUGUAAUUGUGUCAACGACUGGAUACUUCAUCUCUGUUAUGGGUCCUUACAUCGCAAAGAACAAUGAUGCCACCAUCUUAAAUCAUGUCAUGAAAACCAACAUUGAGGACAUUUGCAAUUGGGUCAGAGAGGAAGAUAUUUUUGUCAUUGACAGAGGAUUCUGGGACUCUCUGGACUUCCUUGAGGAGAUAGGAAUACAAGCACAGAUGCCAUCCUUCAUGACAAAGGGAGAGAAACAGAUGCCAACUGAAAAUGCAAACUCCAGUCGACUUGUAACAAAGAUCUGGUGGGUUGUUGAAUCGGCCAAUGCCCGAAUUAAACAUUGGCGUUAUUUAGGAAAAAUUCUCCCAUCAAACCAAAAUCCGCACAUUGGGGACUUUGUCCGCAUUGUGUGUGCCAUAUUUAACAGGCAUGUACUUUUUGUAUAUCACUACAUAUAAUAGUACAUGUAUUUAUAUAAAGGUAUUAAUUAAAAUAUGCAUAUAUAUUCUAUACUCUUAUAAGCU
Molecule: messenger RNA, 900 nt
Organism: Magallana angulata
Lineage: Eukaryota; Metazoa; Mollusca; Bivalvia; Ostreida; Ostreidae
Exons: 2
Coding region: 64-834 (256 amino acids)
Source: RefSeq, a predicted model, not a curated record